AUGAAUUUGUUGUUAACUGACGAUAUAGUGAUAUGGAUUCCGAUUCACGAAAUCAAUAACCCGGCGUAUACUAAUAUGAAUUAUUUGAUUUUCAAUGUUGUCUAUCUUCUACUGCUAUUUAUUUCCGCAUACUUCACAGUUAUUCUAGUGAUGACGUCAUGGCGAAUAAGGAAGUUCCAUAAGAAUAUGACUAUUUGUUUUAGCUUUUAUUUCGGGGCUUGGUUCGAGUGUUGGCUUGGAUUGGUGUUGGUAUGGCCGUAUAAGAAUGGCUUGGUCUUGGUGGAAGACACUCACAUGAAGUUCACCAAUUUUGAGACAUCGGAUCGCACGAUAAUGGCACAUAUCACCAAGUACCCCGAGACCACAUGUCUUUUGUUCGGCUCAUUCUUAAUAUGGCACUAUCUCGCGUCGACUGUGGCGGGAAUGUGCAAUUUUGUCAUCGAAAGGGCGAUUGCGUCGUUCUUUUUCAGCGAUUACGAGAAAAAGCAACGCAGCUACCUGGGCUACACUCUACUCGCCACAUCUCAAUGCUGUUGUAUUCAAGGAUCCAUUCUCGUGUUCUUCUACUUUUUCUCCCUGAAGCCUGUGCUUAUCAUUAGCACCAUCUUAUUAAGCUGUGUAAUUUUGACAUUUUUCCUCCUUCUCCAGUACAACACUUCCCUGCGGAACCGGCUGGACUUAAAACAGAUCGAACUUUCGUACAGCCUUGCCGCCAGAUUCCAGGCGGCUGAAAACGCGCGGUCCCUGAAACUCGCGGUUUUCGUGUUCGCUGUGAUUUGUUGUAUAUUUGUGUUGGCGAUUUCUACUAUGGGUAUUCUAUUUUUGCAAUUGCUGCCGGAUUAUUAUGAUGUGGCGAUUAUGACCAUUUUCGAGUGCCUUGUUUCUUUAAACCCUCUCUUCAUUGUCCCGGCUGCAAUGUUCUCGGUGCCCGAGUGGAAAAUCGCCUUCUACAAGCACAUGCCUUUUGUCGGGCGCCGACACAGACACCGUAAUCCCGAUAGUAAAAUAAUGGACCACGACUUGCGAGUCAGCAUGGAAACUAACUUGUAUUUUGUGCAACUUGAAGAUGCCUGGAGGAGUUAG
This is a messenger RNA of Caenorhabditis elegans, 1083 nucleotides long. It is a transcript of the gene sre-43, whose product is annotated as Serpentine Receptor, class E (Epsilon). Gene Ontology annotation, cellular component: membrane. Lineage: Eukaryota; Metazoa; Nematoda; Chromadorea; Rhabditida; Rhabditidae. Gene Ontology annotation, biological process: sensory perception of chemical stimulus. The transcript has 5 exons. Bases 1 to 1083 code for a protein of 360 amino acids. The record is from RefSeq and is marked reviewed.